Linum tenue is the source of this 2442-nucleotide messenger RNA. The record is from the annotation of a GenBank genome assembly. NCBI's taxonomy places the organism in Eukaryota, Viridiplantae, Streptophyta, Magnoliopsida, Malpighiales, Linaceae.
CUGCAAAUCCUUAUCCUAUUCCUGUCCAAUUCAUCACUUAUUUAAAUAUAAAAAUUAAGUACUUAAAUAUUAUUCAAUAUCUUCCCCCAAUCGCAACCUCCAAAUCCCCAAACCAGAACAGAAAAAAAAGGGGAAAACAAAAAAGGCUCCGUCUUUAUUAUACCGAAAAAACCACGCCAAGGAAAAUUCCCCUUUUUAGAAUCCGAUUUCCGCUCCCACCGGUGGCCGUCAAUCCAUUCCCCCUCUUUACUGAAUCAUCAUCUCCUCCGGCGGAUUGGAUCCAAUUCGCUUUUCUUUUCACUUCGCCUGCGGCGGAUUCUCUCUUUGGUUGUUGUUGUUGUGUGACUUGGUUGCGGGUGAUCGGGGAAAUUCGCGAGGGUUUGCGGGAGAUUUGAGAUUGGGGGAUAUGCAGGUGGAGAAGGUCGGGAGGGAUCCUUCCUGUUCCAUGGGGGUGGAUUGUUUCAUGAGCAUAGCCAGGGCGUUCGGUACGUCCUGUUUCACCGAUGAAGGUUCUCGCGGCGGCGGCGGCGGCGGGCUGUCGCGGCAAUCUUCCGGGAGUAGCGCGGAAGCGGCGAGGCGGAGGAAGAAGAGGCAGAUGAUGAUGAAGAGGAGCGAUUCGAAGCUGGAGAUAUGGUUGCACAGGGUCCCUGGGAGGUUGUUCUUGAAUAGCUCGUCGGAAUUCGCCUCUCUGUUUACUAAAGCUGGGAAGAAAGGAGUCAAUCAGGAUGCCAUGGUUUUCUGGGAGAAUUUCGGCCCAAAGGAAGACACAAUGUUUUGUGGUAUUUUUGAUGGCCAUGGUCCAAGUGGUCAUCUUGUUGCGAAGAAAGUGAGGGACUCUUUGCCUUUAAAACUGAGAGCACAAUGGGAACUAGAUUGUACCAGCGGUGAGCUUGGCCUCAUGAGUGGUAAUACUGUUGGAAGAACUGCAUUAGCAGAGUGCUCACUCAAUUCAUUUCAAUCAGAAUCACCAACGGGAAACUUAGAUAAUGGAAAAAAAGACGUGCAGACCGACAUUUUUUUGACAUUUAAAGACUCAUUUUUGAAGGCCUUCAAGGCUAUGGACAAGGAACUGCAGUUGCAUCCUUAUAUUGAUUGCUACUGCAGUGGGACAACAGCAGUAACAGUGAUCAAGCAGGGGCAGGAUCUUAUUAUUGGCAACGUUGGAGACUCCAGAGCUGUGUUGGGUACAAGAGAUAAAAACAACUCCCUCUUUGCAGUUCAGUUGACUGAAGAUCUCAAACCUUCUCUUCCAAGAGAAGCAGAGAGGAUCCGAUCAUGCAAGGGAAGGGUGUUUGCUCUUCCAAGCGAACCGGAUGUUGCUAGAAUCUGGCUUCCAAACAACAACUCACCUGGUCUGGCUAUGGCCCGUGCUUUUGGUGAUUUCUGCCUGAAGGACUUCGGCUUGAUUGCGGUUCCUGAGAUUUCACACCAUCAUAUCACGGAUAACGAUGAGUUUGUUGUGCUGGCUACUGAUGGUGUAUGGGAUGUUUUGACAAAUGAUGAAGUUGUGGGGAUAGUGGGUUCGGUCCCACCAUCGAGUGCAGCUCAAACCUUGGUUGACUUAGCUCAUCGAGCUUGGAGGACUAAGUAUCCCACGUCAAAAACAGAUGAUUGUGCUGUCGUCUGCCUCUUCCUUGGCUCAUCCAGUGCCGAGAAGGUAUCGACAUCGAUGGAUUGAUUAAAUACAUCCUCUCUCAUGUUUAAAUAUGAUGAUCAUCAAUAUGCUAGAAAUUGUGGAUAUGAGUUGCCACCUUUUUGAGGCGCUUCCUGAAUUUUUUCAUUUGUUUGUGGUAUCUCUGGACAUUUUGUCCAGAGGUAUUUCCACCUUGUACUGUAAAUAAGUUUCUCUCAUCUUCUAGCCAAAAGAAGAAAGGAAAACAAAAGAGAAUAUGGAGGUAAAAGGGUUUUUGGGGGUGUUGAGUUUCUGAUGGAAGGAGGGUUCCAUCUAUUUCAGUAAAUUUUUUUGGUCAGUCGGGUAGGUGGCAAAUCAGUCUAAAUCCUUUUUUGUUUUGCUAGGACUUGUAGUAGAUUUUGGGAGGGUAAUAAGUGUUGUAUAAUCUAUGAAGUCCGUCGCUGUCGUCGGUCUCUUUGUUGUGAAGGACUGAUGAAUGAAUGAAUGAAGUUGUGGAUCUGGGGGGUGGGGGGUGGGGGAAAUCUGUAGAUUUUGAUUGUGGCCUCUGCUUAUUAGUUUGGAGGUUCUCCUCGGCUGUCUUUGUCGUCCUUGUCGAAGAUUUGUGCAGAUUGCAACCAUGGCUGCUGUCUCUUCUUCUGCAAGUUGCCAUGUUAUGGUUCCCCAUUAUGAUGUUGACAUUGUAGUAACUAUUUUGUUACAGCGAGUGGACUUACACAUUUUAAAUGAGCAUUUUCUUCUUUUUUCUUACAGAAGUUUCGACAUUUGUUUCAUUAUAACCCGUAUUUUUGCAUCAGACAGCUUUAGCUUCA